Molecule: messenger RNA, 537 nt
Organism: Entrophospora sp. SA101
Lineage: Eukaryota; Fungi; Glomeromycota; Glomeromycetes; Entrophosporales; Entrophosporaceae
Source: the annotation of a GenBank genome assembly
AUGACCAGUGACAGUGAACAAUACCAAUCCUACCACACAUUGUUAAGGCUUUUCUCAUAUGGAACUUAUAAAGAUUACAAAGAUAAUGUUGAAACAUUACCACCAUUGGAUGAUGCGCAAUUAAACAAACUUAAACAUUUGUCAAUUGUCUCUUUAUCCGAAGAAGCACGAACAAUUCCAUAUGAUACAUUAUUAAAAUACUUUGAUAUACCUAAUGUUCGAGAACUCGAGGAUUUGAUUAUCGAUGCAAUAUAUCAAGAUGUUAUUAAAGGUAAAUUAGAUCAGAAAAGAAAGCAACUUGAGGUUGAGUAUACAAUGGGAAGAGAUUUACGUCCAGGGCAAAUAGAUCAAAUGUUACAAGUUUUAAGUGCCUGGUCUCAAACAUCCGAAGAAAUUCUAAAAUCAAUUGAUGCAAAAAUCAUUAAAAUUCGAAAUUCUAUUGAUCAACAUAAUAGCAUGGAAUAUCAUGAUGAAAAUUUUAAAGGUGGUAGAACAGGAAAAAGGUAUGAUAUCAAACUUACUCACUUUAUUAAAUAA